CCUUGAGCGGUAUGUACACAGCGUAUGAUCAUGAGUAGUGAUGUGUUUGUAUUUUUGCACUUUCUUUAUUAAUGUUUAUAUAUUCUGGAAAUACUAAUGCCUCUGUAAUCACGAGAAAACGCAACUGUUGCCAGCUGCUCGAGGAUGUCUAUAGUUACAGUGCAGCUUGGUCAGUGUGGAAACCAGAUUGGCCAGGAACUGUUUAAUGUUAUCAGUAACGACUCCCACAGCUCACGUGGACAGUGCCCCAAGACAGAAAGUGAGGCAUACAGCAUUUGUUCUCAGGAGAGAUUCUUCAGCGAGGGCCAGAAUGGAGCAGCGUCAGCUCGGGCUGUGCUGGUAGACAUGGAGCCCAAAGUCAUCAGUCACACCAUAUCGACAGCUGCAAAAUCUGGCAGGUGGAAAUAUGGAGAUCAGUCAUCCUUCUGUCAAAAGCAAGGGUCUGGAAACAACUGGGCUAAUGGUUUUUGUGUCCACGGACCUCGUCAUGAGGAGGACAUCAUGGACCUGGUACGGCGGGAGGUGGAGAAAUGCGACCGCCUGGGCGGCUUCUUCAAUAUGAUGAGUAUGGCAGGUGGGACUGGGUCAGGCAUGGGAACAUACAUUACCCAGUGUCUGCGGGACACCUAUCCACACUCAUUCAUUCUUAAUCAGGUCACCUGGCCCUACGGAACUGGUGAGGUAAUAGUCCAGAAUUACAACUCGGUGCUAACACUGUCCCAUCUGUACCAGUCGUCCGAUGCAAUUCUCGUUCAUGAAAACGACACGGUUCACAAGAUCUGCGCCCAGCUGAUGAAUAUCAAGCAGAUCUCUUUUAAAGACGUCAACAAAGUCAUUGCACAUCAGCUUGGCAGCGUGCUGCAGCCAGCAUACACAGAGGGAGCGUCGGAGUAUAACAGAAACCCCCUGGGUGAUUUGAUGAAAAGUAUGGUUUGUCACCCUGAGUAUAAAUUACUGGGCCUGCGAAACAUUCCCCAGAUGUCAGAAACCUCCCUGGCAUACAGUGUCUUCACUUGGCCUGGGCUUUUGAAACAUCUACGGCAAAUGCUGAUUGCUAAUGCAAAAAUGGAAGAAGGCAUUGACUGGCAGGUAAGACCCCCAGCAGGUGGACUCCCACCGGCAGAGAAAGGAACUCAUAACAAACAGCUGCGUUUCAACACCUCGCUGGCCAACUUGCUAAUCUUAAGAGGAAAAGAUGUGCAGAGUGCAGAUACAGGUGGUUUCAUGGAUCCAGCACUGUAUACCUCCUGGCUUCCACCAGGGGUUGCCAGCAGCACUUGGAGAACACCCAUGUCCUUUAACAGAUAUGAGAAAUCUGCCACUCUGGUCAGUAAUAGUCAAUUCCUUCUGAAACCCCUUGAUGGCAUCGUGGGAAAGGCAUGGAACAUGUUUGCUUCAAGGGCAUAUGUUCACCAGUACACCCAGUUUGGAAUCUCAGAAGAGGAUUUCCUAGACAGCUUUACAGCCCUGGAGCAGAUCAUCGCCAGCUACACACACCUGUAAACCAGCCUGCCGAGAUUAAGGGGAUGUUUAAAGGAAGUGAUAUUGAACUUUCAUUAUGGGAGAUUUUCUUUUUUAAUAUACAAGUCUUAUCAGAAUGCAAAUUAUUGAUUUUCUUGGCACUCAACGACCUUUGUUAUUAAAAACGGCAUGGACUACAUUUUCUUGGUAUGAUGUAAAAUAUAUUUAUAUUAAAUCUAUUUUGUACAAAUUCUUACUCUGUUCUACCAGUUCUUUUGUGAUUAAUUCCUGGUAAGAAAAAAUCUUUACUUGAAAUGGCAAUUUUUAUUGCAAGUUAAUUAUUUAAGUAAUAAACUGUAUGGAUGCCAAGGAAAAUGAACACUGGUACUGUUCUAAGGUAGCUUGACCAGAAGAUGGCACAGUAGUCACAAUUCCUAGAACCUUAUACAACUAUUUUAUUGGCCUCUGCUGCUUUAAACACAUCACGCUGAUCAUGAUAAACACUCCCAAUGAAACCGAUAGUAAAAAAUGCAAAUCAUUUCCCUGGCAUCUCCGUUGCAUUUUGUUUCAUUUCAACUUUAAUAUGCUAAGCCCCUACGUAAAGGCACUUGAAAUGUAAUAGAUCAGCCUCUACCACUUGUUUUCUCUGCUGAGUGUUUUUCACAACACAAUCUGUCAAUUUUAUUGUUUUUUUUUUCUUUUCAUAAGAGAACACUUAUAUGUAAUGGUUCAGCUGCCUCACGUGAUCAUUUCAUGUGAGUUCUGCCUGUGAUGGGAGUGGCUCAGAUUGUGACUCAGCUUUUGUCUGUUCCAUUGUACUGUGCUAAUCUACCAAGUGUGGCGAAGGGCAGGGCUGGUUAAACACAGAGUUGACAUCACUCUCAACCGCUCUAAUUGUCAGAGUCUUUUUAGAUAGACUUCCUGGUGAUUGAGACUGGGAGUCUGAUCAGCUGGAAAUCCAUUGAAAAAUAAAAUAGUACUCAUUAAAAAGGUGCUCCACUCUGAAGCAUACCCUUACAUUCACAGAUCAUUUUAUACGCUGUUUACAUCUUAAACAGGAAAGACGUAUCAACAGUUUAUUACAAUUAACAACCAAUUUGGAAGUUUAAUUUUGGGACACAAAGGUGUACCUACAUUCUUUCACAAUAACGGUGUAAAAACCUCUACAAAUAAUGUUAUAACUAACAAGAAACAAAAAACAAUGACAUUGAAAGUUUGAAGCCUGUGUCCACUAAGUAUUAUUAAACCUCUUAAUUGAAUCAUCCUUUGUUUGGUCGCUUUUAAUAAGUUGGGCAGUUUACAAUUGUAAUCCGCCCUUCUGAUGAAUCACGCAUGCUUGUGCUUAGAGGAGGUAGGGGGUUUACUGUAAAUGACAUAACUUUUUAACUUCAUAACAGAACAAUUAACACAGCCUUGCCAUUGUUACAACUUUUCCUGAAAUAGAAGCAUUACGCUUGUUCAUUCUGAGCCACUCAUUUGUAAUUACGUUACAUGUGACCGGAGAAAAUCGACAUUUAUUUUGUAUGUUAGCGGUGGUUUCCUAACAGCAGUUAUUUUAUUACCGUUUAGCAGACUCAUAAAACAAAAUAAACAAAAAAAAAAAAAAAACACUGGAACAAAUCCGAUUUAAGGGGAUUAAGCUGUAACCAGGCAGAUUAUAGAUCCAUAAUUACUUUACAUAAAAAAAUCAAAAGUGGAAUAUGGUCUGCCUUAUGUAUGUAUGAAUGAUGUAAAAACAUGACUAGUAAGUGCAAAUUACUCAAUUUUAUCUGCUAAAUUCGGAAGGGUUUCUGAAUUGAUCCACUCAGUCUGGUUGGAAAAUGUGCAUAAAGAUUCUAUUUUGAAGCAGUCA
This is a messenger RNA of Acipenser ruthenus (sterlet), 3313 nucleotides long. RefSeq names its product tubulin delta chain-like. Gene Ontology annotation, molecular function: GTP binding; structural constituent of cytoskeleton. Lineage: Eukaryota; Metazoa; Chordata; Actinopteri; Acipenseriformes; Acipenseridae. The coding region runs from base 145 to 1503 and encodes 452 amino acids. The record is from RefSeq and is a predicted model, not a curated record. Gene Ontology annotation, biological process: mitotic cell cycle; microtubule cytoskeleton organization. The transcript is spliced from 9 exons. Gene Ontology annotation, cellular component: cytoplasm; microtubule.